Salvelinus fontinalis (brook trout) is the source of this 423-nucleotide messenger RNA. RefSeq names its product 60S ribosomal protein L37. Gene Ontology annotation, cellular component: cytosolic large ribosomal subunit; ribosome. Gene Ontology annotation, biological process: translation. Lineage: Eukaryota; Metazoa; Chordata; Actinopteri; Salmoniformes; Salmonidae. Gene Ontology annotation, molecular function: RNA binding; structural constituent of ribosome. The transcript is spliced from 4 exons. The record is from RefSeq and is a predicted model, not a curated record. Bases 98 to 391 code for a protein of 97 amino acids.
GGCAGCUCUUGUAUUGCUACAGCAUACCGGUACGGACUGAAUUUAGUGCAACACAAAACCUUGUUCCGGUCUCUAUCGUGUGAACUUCGACAAGAAGAUGACGAAGGGAACGUCGUCAUUUGGUAAACGUCGCAACAAGACGCACGCCCUGUGUCGUCGGUGCGGCUCCAAGGCAUACCACCUCCAGAAGUCCUCCUGCGGAAAGUGUGGCUACCCCGAAAAGCGCAAGAGAAAGUAUAACUGGAGUGCCAAGGCCAAGCGACGCAACACUACCGGAACUGGCCGUAUCAGACACCUGAGGGUCGUCUACCGCAGAUUCCGGAAUGGAUUCCGUGAGGGAACUGUCCCUAAGCCUAAGAGGGCAGCAGUGGCUGCCUCUAGCUCUUCCUAGGCUGAGUUUGAAAUAAAUUAAUCAUAAAACAA